AUGUGGGAGUUUAGGUCUAUGAACUUCUGGCGGGCGGUGUUCGCGGAGUUCUUUGGCACCAUGUUCUUCGUCUUCUUUGGGAUGGGCGCCGCUCUGCGCUGGACCACGGGCCCUCACCACGUGCUCCACGUGGCCCUGUGCUUCGGGCUGGCGGCUGCCACCCUUAUCCAGUCCAUCGGCCACAUCAGCGGAGGGCACAUCAACCCUGCGGUUACCUUCGCCUACCUGGUGGGCUCUCAGAUGUCCCUGUUCAGGGCAGUCUUCUACAUAGCAGCCCAGUGCCUCGGGGCUGUGGCCGGAGCAGCUGUUCUGUACGGAGUGACUCCUGGAAACAUGAGGGGCAACAUGGCUAUGAACACACUGCAGCCGGGCAUCAGCCUGGGCAUGGGCACCACGGUGGAGGUCUUCCUCACCAUGCAGCUGGUUGUCUGUAUCUUCGCCGUCACUGAUGAGCGGAGGAACGGGCGCCUGGGCUCCGCUGCCCUCUCCAUCGGCUUCUCCGUCACCAUUGGACACCUCAUGGGGAUGUACUACACUGGAGCUGGAAUGAAUCCUGCCAGGUCUUUUGCUCCUGCCGUGCUCUUCAGAAACUUCAUCAACCACUGGGUGUACUGGGUGGGUCCCAUGAUCGGAGGUGCUAUGGGUGCUCUGCUGUAUGACUUCAUGCUGUUCCCCCGUAUGAGGGGUCUCUCUGAGCGCCUGGCCACACUGAAGGGCAGCCGCCCGCCUGAGAGCGAGAGCCAGCAGGACCCUCGUGGAGAGCCCAUCGAGCUCAAGACACAAGCCCUAUAA
Boleophthalmus pectinirostris (great blue-spotted mudskipper) is the source of this 792-nucleotide messenger RNA. RefSeq names its product major intrinsic protein of lens fiber b (gene mipb). The record is from RefSeq and is a predicted model, not a curated record. Gene Ontology annotation, cellular component: plasma membrane. Gene Ontology annotation, molecular function: water channel activity. NCBI's taxonomy places the organism in Eukaryota, Metazoa, Chordata, Actinopteri, Gobiiformes, Gobiidae. The coding region runs from base 1 to 792 and encodes 263 amino acids. The transcript has 4 exons. Gene Ontology annotation, biological process: transmembrane transport.